CAAUGAGCGUUGGCUUUUCUGUAUGCACCAUAUGCACCACUAUGUACCACUAUGUACGAAUGACUGAAAUGGCGGUUGCUUUAUAAAUUAUAAAAUUAUUUACGAAAAAGUCGAAAAUUUAAUCGGUAAACGAUACUUGAAAGUAUCAGUCUCAAACCUGCUUGGCAUUUCUCGAAGAAGGAAUACAUUAGUCAUGUUGAAUACGAUGAAAACAUAUCUAAAAGAUUACGUACGUAAACGUAGUAAAAACGUGCGUUUAAACAAACCAGAGAACAAGAAACCUAUUUUAAAAACAUUGCCAGUUUUUCAGUAUCCGAUAAGCAAAACAGGAGAUCAAAGAGUUUAUGUUUGGGGUAUGGCAGAGCAUGGUGCUCUUGGAAUGAAAUCAAGCUUGACGUUUAAAGGUGUUUCUUAUAUCGCAAGACCAAAACGAUUAGCUUUCGGUGAAAAAGUUGAUGUGACCGAUGUAACUUGUGGUUAUGGUUUUACUGCGUUUGCUGUAAAAUCAACCGAUAAGAAUGUUCUGUAUGGAAGUGGAAUAAACACCGAUUCGCAACUUGGAUUCAACGAAAAAGAUAGAAAGUUCCCCAACGACUUGGUAGUAGAACCAAGGCCUAUUCCUUUGCCUCUCAAAAAUUCUUCCGCUGAUAUCAUAGAUAUGGCAGCUGGAAGGGCACACCUGUUGGUGCUGACCAAUGAAGGUUUAUUUACAUUAGGAAAUAACGCGUAUGGACAAUGCGGUCGGCCUAUAAUAACUGAUGAAAAUUAUAACAAAAGUAGAGUAGUUCAUCACAUACCUGAUAUUAAGGGCAACAAAAUUAAGGCUGUAUCGGCUGGUCAAGAUCACAGCAUACUGUUGACAGAAUCCGGGGAAGUGUAUACUUUUGGUUGGGGCGCUGAUGGACAAACGGGAUUGGCGCAUUACCGAAAUGAAUACAAACCGAGCUUAGUGAAAGGAGAUUUAGCUGGACAGUAUAUUACAAAAGUCGCUUGUGUCGCGGAUUGCGUGUUGGCACUCAGCGAUAAAGGAAAAGUAUUUGGCUGGGGUAACUCAGAGUAUGGGCAGUUACUUGCUAACAGCAACAAUCAUCAAGUAAAUAUAGCAACGGAAAUAGGUGCCUUGCAAACAGUAGGCCACAUUACUGACAUCGCCAGUGGUGGUUGUUUUUGUAUGGUUUUGAACAAUACAGGUGACGUUUACGUAUGGGGUUACGGUAUUCUUGGUUUUGGUCCAGAAGUUACAUUUGUUGCAAAGCCAACGCAAAUUCCGUCUAUUCUGUUCGGUAAAAAUGCAUACGAAAGAAAUAUUAAAGUAGUAAAAAUAUUUUGCGGUAUGAGUCACCUGGCAGCCUUAACUAAUACGGGCGAUUUGUAUAUGUGGGGCUGUAAUAAGUUUGGAGCUUUAGGACUAGGAGAUGCUAAAGAUCAAUACUUUCCAUUAAAGGUAAAUGUCGGGGCUCAAGUAAGAAAAGUUGCUUGCGGAAUAGAUCACACAGUCACUCUUUGUAAACCUUUCAUUUAAAAUGUAUUAUAUUUCCUGUUAUAUGUGAUAAUACAUUGUUUAUAAAAAUUA
Molecule: messenger RNA, 1573 nt
Organism: Hylaeus anthracinus
Lineage: Eukaryota; Metazoa; Arthropoda; Insecta; Hymenoptera; Colletidae
Product: RCC1-like G exchanging factor-like protein
Exons: 8
Coding region: 194-1522 (442 amino acids)
Source: RefSeq, a predicted model, not a curated record